ACAGCACCAUAGAAUUUGGAAUCAAGCUUUACCUUAAGAACCAACUUAGAACCCUUUAUUUACAUAUAUUUUGGUAAGUUAUGGCAAGAAACAUGGUUUGUGGUGUUACAGAAGAUGAUGGAUGGAGGAAGGGACCUUGGACUGCUGAGGAGGACAGAUUACUCAUUGAAUAUGUCACACUGCAUGGUGAAGGCAGAUGGAACUCUGUUGCUAGGCUUACAGGACUGAAAAGGAAUGGGAAGAGCUGCAGGUUAAGAUGGGUGAAUUACCUGAGACCAGACCUCAAGAAGGGUCACAUAACACCACAGGAAGAAAGCGUCAUUCUAGAGCUGCAUGCCAGGUGGGGAAACAGGUGGUCAACAAUUGCAAGAAACUUGCCAGGAAGAACUGACAAUGAGAUCAAGAAUUAUUGGAGGACCCAUUUCAAGAAAAGGCCGAAAAAUCCCUCUAAUGCUGCGGAAAAGGCAAAAACUCGUCCCUUGAUGAGGCAGCAAUAUCGACUGCAACGACAGAACUUGAAGCAACAGCAAGUUCAGCAGCAACAACAACUUCAAUUCAACUUGGACAUGAAAGGGAUCAUAAACUUGCUUGAAAAAAAUGACCCUUAUAUACCUCAAGAGACACAAGAGAUGGUCAACAUGUACCCAAGCACACCAGAACAGCGUGGCUAUUUAGACUCUAUGCUGAAUGGUAAUUUCUCUGCACAAGAGUCCUCAGAUGAAGAAAUUUUGUGGGAUGGGCUAUGGAACUUGGAUGAUGUUCUUGGCAAUUCAAUGCAGCUAGUGCUAUAAGAGUCUUCAGUUUGUAGCAUUUAAUUAGUAGCUCCCUUCUGUUAAACUUCUUGUUUAGUCACAAAUUCUGUUAGGAAUAGUGCUACUAAUUUGAGACACUGCUUGAUAAGGCUCCAAAAUCUAGGAACUUGAGAGUUGAGAUAUAUUGUACCAUAAAGGUGGACUCAGGGUAGUAAGUGAUCUGAAGGCUAGUAUUGUGUAAACCUUCAAUGAAGUUUCUCCACUUUGCUCUUUUUUCUUGACA
Lotus japonicus is the source of this 1035-nucleotide messenger RNA. Its product is annotated as MYB-like transcription factor EOBI. The record is from RefSeq and is a predicted model, not a curated record. Bases 81 to 791 code for a protein of 236 amino acids. The transcript has 3 exons. Gene Ontology annotation, cellular component: nucleus. NCBI's taxonomy places the organism in Eukaryota, Viridiplantae, Streptophyta, Magnoliopsida, Fabales, Fabaceae. Gene Ontology annotation, molecular function: sequence-specific DNA binding; DNA-binding transcription factor activity. Gene Ontology annotation, biological process: regulation of DNA-templated transcription.